Molecule: messenger RNA, 1548 nt
Organism: Micropterus salmoides (largemouth bass)
Lineage: Eukaryota; Metazoa; Chordata; Actinopteri; Centrarchiformes; Centrarchidae
Product: mitochondrial glycine transporter A-like
Exons: 8
Coding region: 422-1279 (285 amino acids)
Biological process (GO): glycine import into mitochondrion
Cellular component (GO): mitochondrion; mitochondrial inner membrane
Molecular function (GO): glycine transmembrane transporter activity
Source: RefSeq, a predicted model, not a curated record
CCCACUGGACCAUCCUUCACGUUGCAGCAUAAAGCUCCUGUGACGGCCGAGGUCCUGGUGUGUCGCUCAGAAGAACUCGCGUUCAUUAACGUGGCUGCUGCUGUUUCUCGGACCCUCGACGGAGAGGAAACUUGACUGCGACAGAACAGUAAGGUGCGGAGCCGCUGCCCUGCCACAAGAAGAAGACUGCACCUUUUAAUAACAACCCUCACCGUGUCCUUUUGGUUUAUUGGACCCUUUUGACAAUUACUCAGUUAUCCUAGUAGCUGACCAACGGCUUCAGACUCGUGAUGUCAGUCUCCCCAUAAGAUUUGAGGAGGCAGGUUAGAGAGGCACUACAGGAGUGAAAGACUGACAAAGGAGGAAAAACAGAAGAGUUUUUGGGUUGGGCAAAAAAAAGUAGACAUCGUGCUGAAGAGCUAUGGAGCUCUCACUGGCUCACCCAGCUAUCAAAGCCUUCAUGUGCGGCUCCCUCAGUGGGACCUGCUCCACACUGCUUUUCCAACCUCUCGACCUGGUCAAGACCCGUCUGCAGACUUUGCAGAGUGGCAAGCAGCCUGGUUCGGGCAGAGUGGGGAUGGUGGCUGUGCUCCAGAGCGUGGUGCGGACGGAGAGGCUUCUUGGACUGUGGAAAGGAAUUUCACCGUCCUUUGUCCGGACCAUCCCAGGAGUGGGGAUCUACUUCAGCACCUACUACUCUUUAAAGCAACACUUCUUCCAGGACCGCAGGCCGGGGGCCAUGGAGGCCGUGUUGCUGGGAGGCGGGGCCCGGACUGUGGCAGGGGUCUUCAUGCUGCCGGUCACUGUCAUCAAGACACGCUUUGAAUGCGGCAGGUACAGCUAUGGGAGUGUGAUCGGGGCUCUGCGCAGUGUGUGUCAGGCUGAAGGUCCUGCAGCUCUGUUCUCUGGCCUGAUGGCCACCCUCCUCAGAGAUGUUCCUUUCUCUGGUAUCUACGUCAUGUUCUACAGCCAGACCAAGGCCUCGUUGCCAAAAGAAAUCAGCACGUCUGCUUCCGCCCCCCUGGCUAACUUUAGCUGUGGGAUCCUGGCGGGUGUAUUGGCCUCCCUGAUCACGCAGCCUGCUGAUGUGGUUAAAACACACGUCCAAGUCAAUCCACAGCUGAGGACAGCGGAGGCUGUCAGAUACAUCUAUACGGAACAUGGACUCCAGGGGUUCUUAAGAGGGGCAGUUCCACGGGCACUGAGGAGGACCAUGAUGGCCGCCAUGGCAUGGACGGUGUACGAGCAGAUGAUGGCCCGUUUCGGAUUAAAGUCUUGAAGGGGGUUGAUGAAAAACUUGCAAGAGAUAAAAGUCAAGUCACAGUGUGAAGACGGUAACGAGCAUGAAAGGAAAGGCUACAGUAGAGAUUCACCUAAUCUUGUUUUGCUCAUAAGUGUCAAAGGCUUUCAGUGGCUUUACAUAUGUCACUGCAACAAGAGAUGAAGACUGGAGAGCAAAGAAAGCAUCCACAUGUUGUCUAAAUGACUAACACAUAUUACAAGAGUGGUGUGGAGAAUGUGCUUUCCUGGGUUAUGGCUGAAGUUCAG